GCGGUCGCCAGCGCUCCAGCCUUUACUGGAGGAGGCUGAGUUCAAAUUUACUCGGGGGAAGAGGGGAUCUUCAUUUCAAACAAAGAGGUGGAACACAGCCCGUGCAACAUUCACCAAAAAAAAAUCCCUGUUUUAAAGCAAAACAAAACCCCUGAGAUUGAAAUAGUGUUAACAAAAGAGCUAACCAUGCCAGCUAACGACCCCAGCCACAGUCUGCAGAUCCAGUUUGGGCUCAUCAACUGCGGCAAGAAAUACCUAACGGCUGAAGCCUUUGGCUUCAAGAUCAACGCCUCGGCCACCUCCAUGAAGAAGAAGCAGAUCUGGACGCUGGAGCAGAACGGCGAGGACUCCAACGUGGUGUUCCUGAGGAGCCACCUCGGGCGGUACCUGGCCGCCGAUAAGGAUGGCAACGUGUGCUGCGAGAGUGAGCAGCCAGCCGCCGACUGCAGGUUCCUCAUUGUCGCCCACGACGACGGCCGCUGGUCGCUGCAGUCCGAGCCCCACAAGCGCUACUUCGGCGGCACCGAGGACCGCCUGACCUGUUUCGCCCAGACCAUCUCGGUGGCCGAGAAGUGGAGUGUCCACAUCGCCAUGCACCCGCAGGCCAACCUCUUCAGCGUGACCCGCAAGCGGUACGCGCACCUGAGCGACAAAGACGAGCUGGCCAUUGACCGGGACACCCCGUGGGGAGUGGACUCCCUCAUCACCCUGGUCUUCCAGGAUCAGAAGUACAGCCUCCAGAGCAGCGACAACCGCUUCCUCCGCAACGACGGCCAACUGGUGGAGAAACCCGACCGGGGCACCGGCUACACCCUGGAGUUCAGGUCGGGCAAGGUGGCCUUCCGAGACUGUGAGGGCAGGUACCUGGCUCCCUCCGGCCCCACUGGCACCAUGAAAGCUGGCAAAAGCACCAAAGCGGGCAAGGAUGAGCUGUUUGUCUUGGAGCAGAGCUACCCACAGGUGGUCCUGAAGGCAGCCAACAGCAGGAACGUUUCCAUCCGGCAAGGUAUGGACCUCUCUGCUAAUCAAGAUGAAGAAAGUGACCAGGAAACUUUUCAGUUAGAAAUCAAUAAAGAAACCAAGAAGUGUGCUUUCCGAACCUGCACUGGGAAAUACUGGACUUUGACUGCCAAUGGAGGGGUACAGUCCACUGCUUCCACAAAAAAUGGCAAUUGCUACUUUGAAAUUGAAUGGCGUGGGAGAAGGAUUGUUCUGAAGGCUGUCAAUGGAAAAUAUGUGACCGCAAAAAAGAAUGGGCAGCUUUGUGCCAGCAUAGAAACACCAGCGGAGACUGAAGAAUUUGUGAUGAAACUCAUCAACAGGCCGAUUAUUGCUCUUCGUGGAGAGCAUGGCUUUAUCGGAUGCCGGAAAACAACUGGAACCCUAGAUUCAAACAGAUCUUCUUACGAUGUCUUCCAGCUGGAAUUUAAUGAUGGUGCUUACAGACUCAAAGAUUCUACUGGGAAAUACUGGAUGGUCGGAAGUGACUCUUCUGUCACCAGCAGCAGUGAUCAACCCAUCGAUUUCCUGUUUGAAUUCUGUGAUUACAACAAAGUUGCAAUUAAAAUAGAUGGGAAGUAUUUGAAGGGGGACCAUGCAGGUGUGCUGAAGGCAUCUGCUGAUGGCAUUGACUCCUCGACCCUCUGGGAGUAUUAAAUGCACUUUAUAUAUAAAUGUGGCUUUCCAGCAUAUUUUUUUUUUGCAGUAGUCCUACCAUGAGUCAUAAUGCCUGCCUGCCUUUCACAACAUAUCGUGACAAUUUGUUUAAAGCAGAUUUUGUAUACUUAUCAUGGCAAUAGUUAUCGAAGAUAAUCUCCCUAGGUCUAUGCAGGCUGUAUAAUUCGAUUCUACAACGUAACAUUCCCUUUAGUUUUUUUUUCAUGUUAGGGUAGGGUUUUCCUGAACAUCUGUAAUGUGGUGUUGCCAAAGUUAUGGUUCAACUUGCUCUGGCCAUGGAUUGCAGCUGCUGUACUAACAGAUGUUCUAAUAUUAGCCAUGUUCACAAGUGCAUUGAUCAGGCCAGGCUGGGAGUUUGGCCUCUCGCUGCCUCCCUUUCUAAAGGGUGGAAGGAUGCAGCUUAUUAAGGGAAGUUCUUCUAGCGAGCUGACUCAAUAUUGGAUCUGUGAAAGCCAUUCCUUUUUAGCAGAAGCAAUUUAAUUCUGGAUUAGAUAACAAACUCAAUGCUCAUCCCCUCAAUGGACUGAGCAUUUUCUAACUGUAGCCAUUAAAAUUCUUAUGGUGAAUAGAUGAAAUCCAAUUGCCAGAACUCCUUAGUUGCCCUUCUAACUGAAGAUGUUGCUUUAAGCAUUAUCUUCACUAGUUCUAGAAAUCUUCAGAAAUCAAAUACAACUGGCACAAUAGAAUGGUGUAGAGAUGUUUAGGACUUCAGUGGGCAACAUUUUAAUCACGGCAACGUUUCAAUAAUGUCAUUUCCCAGAAUAAAAUUAUGUGGAUAUGGAAUGCCCUAAGCUGGUCUUGUGUUGUGCAUUUCUAUUGUUUAUCCAUUCUUCUGUAGUUCAGCAAGUUACUUUCUUACUGCAGAGUUGUACUAGGAAAAGAGGGUGCCAAGUAUUAGUGAAAAUGACAAUGCCUCGAGUGCGACAAAGUUAAUGCUUUACAUUUCUGCCGUACAUUGUGAAUCCCAAAUAGGAACUUGUAUGAUGCUCUCUCUUUAACAUAUUCCUUGAGGAUUAAGACCACAAUCUCAAUGUUUCAUGACUGCUCAGAUUGGGCAAAAUGCUGAAACACUGGACACUGCCACCUUGCCUGUUGCUGGAACUGGAGAUGGGGAUGUGGACUGAAUAGCACUUCCCCAAUGAUCCAGGGGCUACUGGACUAUUUUAGUAUGUUGUUUAUUAAUGGGGUUGUUUCUGGAAUUUAUUAAGCCUUAACAUUCCUAGAACUGGAAAGCCAGGGCAUCCCUCCUAAACUGUAAUGUGCCAUUACAUUGGUAUAAAACUGGAUAUCCCAAUGUGAAUUGUUAAUAAUUUGAGCAGAGGGAUCCUCUCUGUCAUUACAAAAUACUCUUUCCUGGCUAAGACUACAUUUCCUUUAUGGCUAAUGGAUGAGAGAAAUUCAUCUAACAAAUUCCAUUUUGAGCUACCCAAUCAAUUGUAGCAAUUGAGUUUUGGAAGGAAUAAAUUGGAACUUUUUAAGGCAGCAUUUCUUUUGAGGAAAAUAGUUUCAUGCAUUUUGAGUGAAAGAUGGACAGGCAUUUAGACCUUGUAUGACUUUAGUGGUCCAUGGUAGAAUCUCUUAAUGCAGUGCUGCAUUCACUGAGAAUGUACUUAAUGGCAAAUGCAUGUGGUCUUGUAAUUUGAGGGAACCAAUUGCCAAAACCCACAUCUCAUAUUAAUGUGGACUUGAGUAUUGUCCUAGAAGAUCUGAAGCUACUGGGGUGAACUAGAGAACAACCCUCUAGUUUAUGGUAUCCGUAUUGAAAAUUUACUGAAAGGAAAUAUUGUUUUAAAUGUUGGUUACACCAUUACUGUGCAGGAGGUUCAAGAAUUGCUUGAUCCAAAACUUUGUGGUAAGACACCUUCAAAUGUUCUUUUAUGAAAGAUCAGUAAAACGUAGCCCUCAUUUAUCAGGACAUUGAAAAUGGUGCCAGCUUAAAGGUUUCACCUUUCAAAUGUUGCAUUAUUUCCACCCAAAUGUAUCUUGUAGAAGUAACACGGUUCCACUUUUCUCUUUUUUGUACAUGUCAUUUGUAUAACUUGAGGAAUGUCAUGUCAAAUAAAACGGAUGUUGCAUAUGCCAGAAAA
Molecule: messenger RNA, 3764 nt
Organism: Hemiscyllium ocellatum (epaulette shark)
Lineage: Eukaryota; Metazoa; Chordata; Chondrichthyes; Orectolobiformes; Hemiscylliidae
Gene: fscn1a
Product: fascin actin-bundling protein 1a
Exons: 5
Coding region: 187-1656 (489 amino acids)
Biological process (GO): establishment or maintenance of cell polarity; actin filament bundle assembly; cell migration
Cellular component (GO): microvillus; growth cone; lamellipodium
Molecular function (GO): actin filament binding; protein-macromolecule adaptor activity
Source: RefSeq, a predicted model, not a curated record